AUGCGAUGGCAAGGUGAUAUUCGUGGUAUCUAUACAGCUCGCCACGGCUACAGGUUAUUAACAUCAGCUUCUAUCCAUACCGAUCCACAGUUGCAUUUUGUCGAAUGGCAGAAAUUAUGGAAGUUGCCAGUCCCUCUAAAGGUGAAGAACUUUUUAUGGAGAUGCAUGAGGAAUAUUCUUCAAGUUCGUGAGAUGCUAAAGGCUCGUCAUGUGUGGGAAAGGGGUGGGUGUCUGUUUUGUCUCUCCAAUAUGGAGACAAUGGAUCACUUAUUCUGCUCAUGUCCUAUAAAAGCUCAGGUUUGGCAUGAUUUUACCAUUUUACAUAAUGAUAGUUUGGUCCUGUUGCUAAAUGGUGCUCUGUGCAGUCCGAGCGUGAAGGGUGCAAUUCAUGUAGCGGCUAAACUCUGGUUGUUAUGGAAUGCUAGGAAUGAUGUUGUUUGGAAGGGUAAGCUCCUCCGUAUCACUGACUUAUUGAGCCAGGCUGCAUGGUUAAGUGACUUAUGGUUUUCGACGUACACUAGGGGUGUGGCUGAUACGGAUGUUGCUCCGACUGCUGCUAGCUGGACUCCGUCGCCGCCUCACCGUCUGAAGUGUAACGUAGAUGCGGCUGUGUUUGAGGAUAGUGCUGGUUUCGGGUUGGUAGUUAAAGACCAUGCUAGGGUUUUUGUUUCAGCUUAUAAUGCCCGUCUUGGUUGUGGUCGAGACCUGUACUUGGUUGAAGCCAUGGUGGUUAGGGAGGCGCUCUCAUGGUUGAUGAGUAAUGGCUAUACUGAUUUCAUUUUAGAGCCUGACAGUCUUAAUUUUUGUUCUAGUUUUAAUUCAUGUUUAUUGGAUUUGUCGUAUGUUGGUUUAUUAGUUGAGCAAUGUCAUUGCAUUGCUAAUGACAUUGGGAACGUGUUUGUUCACCAUGUCAGGAGGUCAGUGAAUCGGGUGGCUCAUGUCUUAGCAUGGGCAAUAGGUUCUUCGUCUGUCCUAGGGUCGUGGGUGUCUGUUCCACCGACCUGUAUUGCUCAUUUGGUUAGUUAUUAA
Messenger RNA from Ipomoea triloba (trilobed morning glory), 1029 nucleotides. RefSeq lists its product as uncharacterized. Lineage: Eukaryota; Viridiplantae; Streptophyta; Magnoliopsida; Solanales; Convolvulaceae. The record is from RefSeq and is a predicted model, not a curated record. The coding region runs from base 1 to 1029 and encodes 342 amino acids. Gene Ontology annotation, molecular function: RNA-DNA hybrid ribonuclease activity; nucleic acid binding. The transcript has a single exon.